Penicillium maclennaniae is the source of this 1599-nucleotide messenger RNA. RefSeq names its product glycoside hydrolase family 55 protein. The transcript has 3 exons. NCBI's taxonomy places the organism in Eukaryota, Fungi, Ascomycota, Eurotiomycetes, Eurotiales, Aspergillaceae. The annotation marks the transcript as partial. Gene Ontology annotation, molecular function: polygalacturonase activity. The record is from RefSeq and is a predicted model, not a curated record.
GACAUCAAACCCAAAUUCCCCGUGUGGCGCAACGCGCAAGAUUAUUCCGCCUCUGCCAAUGGAUCCGGUGACCAGACUAGCAGCAUUCAGAAUGCGAUCAAUGAUGAUGGAUCUGGGGGCAGUCGUGAAGGUCAGGGUGUGACCAAGUUCCCCGCUGAGGUGUUUCUCCCCAGAGGAACGUACCAGCUGGGCAGCUCUUUGAAUCUCCGCGUCGGAACUGUGAUCACUGGUAACCCGUUGAACCCGCCGGUGCUCAAGGCGUCCGCGGACUUUAGCGAUGGUACCUUAAUCAAUGGGUAUGACAGUGGUAACGGGGCGCCAGAGACGAGCUUCAUGACUCUCAUGCGCAAUGUACUCUACUGGACACAUCGGUAUCGACAUCAACCAAGGCUCCACAACACCGAUGUGCACAUCACUGGUGGCGCCAUUGGAAUCAGGAAUUCAAACCAGCAGGUCAACUUCAAGAACAUCUACUUCAAAGAAUGCACGACUGCAUUUGAUGCCUUGGGGGGUCAUACGGCUCUUCUCCAGGGCGCGACAUUCGACACAGUUGGUCUCGGCAUCGACAGGAGCAGCAACGGUCUUGGAAGUAUGGUGCUGCUAGAUUCUGACUCUACGAAUUCGGGCACUGUGGUGAAGCUUUAUGACUCCUCCAAUGACAGCGGUAACCGCAACAGCCAAUUGCUCAUUCAAAAUCUUGUUCACGAUACUGAAAACUCCAUCGUCUAUGAGACUGGUACGGAAUUCUCCACUAGUCGACCCGACGAGCUCCUUUCCAAUGGCAAGUACUUCACUCGCAGUCAGCCUACCUACGCCGAGUAUGCCUCAGACCAGGUGGUCAAUGUCAAAGCCGUUGAUGGCUACACCAUUCAGGGCGACGAAUCCACAGACGACGUUGAGUCGCUUAACGCUAAUCUUGCGGGAAAUGCUGCAAACUGCAAGAUUACCUACUUCCCAUACGGCGUGUACACCGUCAAAGACACGCUGAAGAUCCCCGUCGGCUCACACAUUGCCGGUGAAGCUUGGGCCGUGAUUUCCGGGGCUGGUGACGCAUUUAAAGAUGCUUCAAACCCCAAGCCGGUUGUCCAAGUGGGUCAGCCUGAUGAUUUUGGGGUCAUUGAAAUUCAAGACAUGAGGUUUAGCGUCGGAGAGAUUCUUCCCGGCGCAACUAUUCUCGAGAUCAACGCAGCUGGAACGAGCCCUGGAGAUGUCGCGUUGUGGAAUGCGUUAGUCACAGUAGGCGGAACUGCAGAGACCAGCAUCAAAGAUGUCUGCGACCGACAGGACACAUCUCAAUGCAUGGCAGCCUACAUGAUGAUGCAUUUGACAGCUUCAUCAUCAGCCUAUAUCGAGAAUUUCUGGGGCUGGACAGCAGACCACAACUUGGACGGAGGAUCAGCAUACACUGUCAUUUCUACCGGACGCGGUGUUCUGGUCGGAGCUACUAAGGGCACCUGGUUAACAGGUACCGGAUCCGAGCACAACUGGCUAUACAACUACAACUUCCACUCGGAGCAAAAUGUCUACGCCGGUAUGCUGCAGACCGAAAGCCCUUACAUGCAAGGUAGCGGUGCUACUCAAACUGCUCCAGCGCCUUGA